AGCGGGGUCGCGGCGCACAGGUAUGGUACGAUUCCCUUUGGUGUCGAUGCGGUUGCAGCCGCAGCUCCCAGCCUGGCUAUAAUGUAUUUUUGCUCGUGCGGUGCACGCCCAGCAGAGAGUGUCGAAGAGCUGGGUGGGUUCAGAGAGCGGGCAAGAUCCGAAGAUUCCAUGAGCACCAGGGCGGACGUCCAGCUGCCAACCAUCGUUGUGAGCUACGCACUUCAGCAGCAGGAGUUCAAGGAUGGAUCGGGUCGCAGCUCGGCUUGCGGCCAUGGGGUACGAGGCGUGGUCCAUGGACCAGGAGGUUGGAUACCUCGACAGGGCGAUUGGUAGGUUGGCGACGGCACGUCCCACUACUCCAGCGAGUCGCUCCUCGAUCGCACCAUGCAGCACCCCCGGCGAGUUUCAUCGCAGUAACAUCACAGCGAGCCCCGACCGCGAGAGGUUGUGGUUGAGCACUUUCGCCAAGAAGUUGCAGGAGCCGGAGGUUGUAGGGCUCAUCUGUAUCCUCUCGAGCGCUUACUCAAAAAGUCAACAUUGCUUGCAGGAAAUGCAAUACGCCAUCCAACAGUGCAGCCGCUCGAAAGGGAUCUUGCUGCUCAUGUACGAGGAAUUCGCAAUGACACCAGAGAUGAUGUUCAUGACAGGCAGUCACCACCAAGCAGUGGUCUUUCCGCGGGUGCGAACUCAGUGCCAGUGUUUGUCCAGGUGCGAAUGCGCAGGCGACAAGCUGAGUCGAGCAGCUCCAGUUUCCGAAGAAUGGCUCACAGACCUUCGCCCAGGCUGCUUCACCGUUCACGUCAGUAACGUCAUGAUGAAGAAUCGGCACAUCAGACAAAGCAGCUUCAGCAGAGUCAAUGUCGCAGGGAGAAGGACCCAUGGCAUCGGCAGGCAAAACUCUAAUAUUAGCGACACAUCCGGCGGCGAGUGGGACGCCAAGAUAGUUCACCAGCAGUUGUUGGAAGAGUUGAUUGCCGACAUGAACCUCGCCAGCAUCGACGAUUUCCUGGGCUUCGUGGGGAUCAUCGGAAGCACGGCCUUCUUCAACCCUACAUCCGAGCGCAUCUGCUGCGAGAUCGGAGUCCGGCUCGCUUCCGCACUGCCCGACACGGUGGCGGUCUGCUCUGGCGGCUUCACUGGGACAGGCGAGUGCAUCUCGCGUGCCUUCCACGACGCCAGGGUCCGCGACGGCAAGCCGCACAGGACCUAUAUGGUCCUCCCCACCACGGACCCAGACAUCGAGACCGUGUUCAAAGACAAGGCCAACACCCAGGUUCUGGGGGACGGCACCACGGUGUUUGCGCCGUGGGACUACGGGAUGACGGUGUUCUACGGUCGCAGCAACGCCGAGAAGAUGGCGAUCAUGGCCGUCAACAGCGUUUUGGUUAUGGUCGAGGGCGGUCCAGGCGCGCUGAAAGAGGCCCUCGGGUGCCAGCAGCAUGGGCACUGGGUGGUUCCUGUACGAUGCACAGGAGGGGCGACGACCAACGCCGAGGUGGGGCAGCAGAGCCCCUUCCACGCGUUGCUGCACUUGGCCUCGGAGGGGGAGGCAAGGUGGCAGUGGGUGCUGCAGGCCCAGCAGGCUUGGGAGUUGCUCGACAGGGGAGAGAUGGCCAGCCCUACGGAGGUCGCCGACGCCGUGGUGACCGUGGUGAGGUACCUCCUCACGAAGCAGGCAGAGCUGGAGCAGAGUACUCAGAUGUCCAAGGGCGUGGGGAGCGCGAUCAAUGGACCGCGCGGGCUGAGGGUCUUGAAUAAUAUGGCCGAGCUCACAGCCUUCACACAGGAGUUCAGCGCCGUUGUCCUGUUCAGCGGCUUCGGAUCCAAGGGGCAGUACGAUAACAUGAGUGAGGUCGAGGAGAUAUUGGAAUUCAUCGUCAAGGACCUCGACGCCGCGUUCGGGAAGAAUUGGCUGGUGAUGUAUGGUGGUAGCCCUUACUUGGAGGAUGUCAGGACGAUUGCCCACGUGGCCCGCUUGCUUCGUAAAAAGUACGAGAAGAUCUUGCUGGCAAUACAGUGCGACUUCUACGGCAAUGAGAUGCUCUGCCCCUCAAACAAGGAGGAGUAUGCCCACAUGGAAGGUGGCGCCCUUUACACAUACAAGACUCAGACAGUCAUGGAUGAGCACUUUCAUAAAAAGUUUUUGUUCGGCGGUUAUUACAGGUCCUGCAUGCCCAAGCAAGAUAAAUUAUGCGGUGCUUCAUCAGUGUGGUAUGGCAGUGAAAUGAGUGCUCUGGACGUUCCGAACGCCCACGUAAUCAUCGGGGGUGGUUCGGUUGCUGCUGACGACGCCCAGGAGAGCUACAACAGGAAGAUCCCCACGUUUUACGCCCGCACACGUAGGCGAAAGAAGCCGACGCAGGUCUUGAGACCAAAGUUGUCUGAUCGUUACGGACAGAUGGAGCACUGGGCAAAUGCACUGGGACUCCCGCGUGAGGAGUGGUUCCCGCGGGGUCCCGAUAUGUGAGUGCUGGCAGCCGUCUUUCCAGAGUGCUCGUGUAAUCUUGUGUGCUCGGUUGGUUGUUCUGGCUCCUGUGAUGGAUUCGUCCUACCCUAUCCUUCAUCAUCCGUCCCCUCCUCCCCCGGGAACCUCCCGGCAGUCGGACAGCGCCUCCAGGCACAGCAGCCUGCAUUCGUGUCGAUGGUAGAUCUCGGCGUUUUUCUGCGUGGGGUUUAUCCGAACGUCAGAGGACCCGCUUCUGAUCCGUUGGACCGUCUGCCCGCCUUCAUGUGGCGUUCCAGCUCAGUGCUAGCAAGUGGGCGGGGUCGAAUGAAAAGCGUUGUUUUGGUGCUGUGCUCCAUGGGGUGGGCAGUCCUCGCCCUAGAAGGCUGCAUGCCCAGGCCCACUGGCCAAGUAGCCAGGGCCCCGCUGCUUGGGAGGAGGAGAACCCGAGGAGGCGGCUCUAGGGGCAACUGGGCAUGUGUAUGUUUUGCACGUCCGUCGAUGCGAUUGACUGUGCUGCCUGUUCCACCGUUCGUCUCUCCCUCUCUCUCUCGCUGCUGCCCUGACCUCCGACGACACGUUUUUGGGAAUGACGUGGGCCUCAAUUACAAACAAAAACAAAAAAAUCGGUGCCGAUGUUUUCGCGGCGAUGGAGGUAUGGGCGCUCAUUCACCCCAGCGUGGCGCUUCUGCCACGCAUGGGCUUUACAGCGGCAGCGCCACAGAGAUCGUUGCGAAUGCAGAGCCAGAGGAUGGACAAGGCACGAGGAAAGGAGUGCGGCGGCUGACAAGGCCAUGGAAUCCCGACAAACUGUCAGGGACCCAAUUGCGUGUGAGUGUCGGCCAUUUGCCCAUGUUCGAAAUUGCCAUCUUGCAACUGGCUGGUUCACGAAUGCUGCUUUUAGGCACUCGUGCAGGUCGCACUAUUCAGUCACGCUUGUGCAUAAAUAUCCACACCGCUUUGCGGCACCACGUCUGGACCAAAACAGGUGCAGGAACCCUUGCAAGCCGCUUUGGAGGAGCAGCUCAUCUUAUAAUGGGGUCACGACCUCGUACGUCCUGUAGUCGGCGUGCCCCGCGGUAUUCGUUCAUCAACCGGUCUCAAAAUACGGUUCAUACGUUCACACAGUCUUAGUAUUGGGGUUUACUAGGUCUUCCAUGGCAUGAGCUGGACGAGAGCCCGCGGUCGUAGCGGAUGUUCGCA
Molecule: messenger RNA, 3646 nt
Organism: Prorocentrum cordatum
Lineage: Eukaryota; Dinophyceae; Prorocentrales; Prorocentraceae
Source: the annotation of a GenBank genome assembly